Messenger RNA from Passer montanus (Eurasian tree sparrow), 278 nucleotides. RefSeq names its product late cornified envelope protein 1D-like. The record is from RefSeq and is a predicted model, not a curated record. The transcript has 3 exons. Lineage: Eukaryota; Metazoa; Chordata; Aves; Passeriformes; Passeridae. The annotation marks the transcript as partial.
UCAACCUCGUCUUCCAAAAUGAUCCUGAGCCCGACCCCGAGGACCAGAAGGCGGCCGAGUCGCGUCUGGAGGCGCUGCAGGGCCGGCGGGCGCUGCUGGCCGCCUUCUGCCGCCUCGUGCUGCGCGGCGUGCUGCGGCUGCGCGCCGCCGCCGACGUCUUCAAGCACUACUGCAAGUUUUUCGGGGACUUUGGGGACAUCCUGCGGGAGACGCUGCGCUGCGCGCGGGACCUCGACCGCUCCGAGUGGGCGCGGACGCUGCUGCUCAGCCUGCAGCAG